Engraulis encrasicolus (European anchovy) is the source of this 3500-nucleotide messenger RNA. Its product is annotated as NACHT, LRR and PYD domains-containing protein 3-like. The coding region runs from base 104 to 2716 and encodes 870 amino acids. Lineage: Eukaryota; Metazoa; Chordata; Actinopteri; Clupeiformes; Engraulidae. Gene Ontology annotation, biological process: intracellular signal transduction. Gene Ontology annotation, molecular function: protein binding. The record is from RefSeq and is a predicted model, not a curated record. The transcript is spliced from 9 exons.
AGCAGUUUGUUGACAGCAGCGUCGACUAUGCUGUGGCGCACACAGGAGGAUAAUAUCAUUUUUGAUGUAGGCAGUCUUUUGGAAGAUCCUCUCAGCAGAGACCAUGGACAACAAGGACUCGACACAAUCUGAAGAAGGAGCCCAGAGCUGCAGAGCUCCAUCUCCUGUGCCCAGUUGUGAGUCUCUGAAGAGCGACUGGUCAAAGAGUAUUGAUAUCAACUUCAGCAAUGAUCCAAGCCCACCGCAUCCACAAGCCCAGAGCUGCAGAUCUCCAUCUCCUGUGCCCAGUUGUGUGUCUCUGAAGAGCGACAUGUCAAAGGAUUUGUAUAUCAACUUCAGCAAUGAUCCAAGCCCACCGCAUCCACAUUUGACCGAGGACCAGUCCAGCUGUGAUCAGGCACUGAGGGACCCAGCCAUCCCCAGUAGUGGACACCAGAUCCUCAGCAAACAAGGUAAAAAGAAUAUCAAUAGAGCUACAAAGACCUUUAAAGACAGUCUGAAGAGGAGGUUUGAGAAUAUAUCAGAAUGCACCAUCAAACCUGGAGAUGAGACACUCCUCAAUGACGUCUACACAGACCUCUACAUCACACAAGGAGACAGUGAAGGGGUAGAUACGGAGCAUGAAGUUUUGCAGGUAGAGUCAGCAUCCAGAGCACAACCCACAGAAGACAGACAAAUCAAUUGCAAUGACAUCUUCAAGCCUGUACCUGGACAGGAGAGACACAUCAGGACUGUGAUGACCAAAGGCAUUGCUGGCAUUGGAAAAACGGUAGCCGUACAGAAGUUCAUUCUUGACUGGGCAGAUGGAAAAGCCAAUCAAAAUGUGGACUUAAUAUUUCCACUUCCGUUCCGUGCACUGAAUUUGAUCAGGACUGUCCAGUAUAGUCUUCACCAGCUCCUGCUGGAUUUUUACCCAGAACUGCAACAACUGAACAUUGGCGAAGAAUACAAAGACUGUAAAAUUGUGUUCAUAUUUGAUGGUCUGGAUGAAAGCAGGUUGAGUCUGGAUUUUGAACAAACCACAACAUGCUGCGAUGUACAUCAAACAUCAUCAGUCAAUGUUCUGAUAUCAAGCCUCAUUCAGGGAACUCUGCUUCCCUCUGCACUCGUCUGGAUAACCUCACGUCCAGCAGCAGCCAGUCAAAUUCCUCAUCAGCACAUCAACCAGGUGACAGAAGUGAGAGGGUUCAAUGACCCACAGAAGGACGAGUACUUCAGGAAGAGGAUCAGAGAUGAAAGUUUGUCCAGCAGGAUCAUGUCUCACAUUAAGGCAUCAAAGACUCUCCACAUCAUGUGCUACAUACCUGUAUUCUGUUGGAUUGCAGCCACGGUGCUACGACAGAUGCUGAAAACAAAAAACAUCAAAGACAUCCCUAAAACAUUGACUGAGAUGUUCAUACACUUCCUGCUCAUCCAGACAGCGAGGCGAGGUGAGAAAUAUCACAGUGACAAGAAUGCAUGUCCAGAGGAACUUCUAAAAUCUGAAUUCACAUUGAAGCUGGCAAAACUGGCCUUCAAAAAUGUAGAGAGUGGCAACCUGAUGUUUUAUGAGGAGGACCUGCGAGAAUGCGAUAUCCUUGUUGACGAAGUCUCUGUGUCAUCUGGCUUGUGCACUGAGAUUUUCAAAGAAGAGCCCGUGUUUCAGCAGAGAAAGGUCUAUUGCUUUGUGCACCUGACCAUCCAGGAGUUUUUGGCAGCGCUCUAUGCCUUUCACUCAUUUAUCACAGGGAACCUUGCAGAACUUGCCUCUCUUGUCAGUGUAGAACAUAGAGAUUCACAGCCAGAAUCAUUCCUGUCAUCUCUUCUAUCAGCAAUGAGAGAUAAGAAUGAGUGCAAUCUCCAUGUGUUGCUGAAGAGAACAGUAGAUGCAUCUUUGAAGAGCCACCAUGGAUACCUGGAUCUAUUCCUCCGCUUCCUCUGUGGUAUCUCUCUGGAGAGAAAUCAGGCAUUUUUAAAAGGGUUGCUGACCCAGACACGCAGCAGUUCAAGAAGCAUUACAAAGACAUGUCAGUACAUCAAGACAUUGAACACAGAAGGUCUUUCUCCUGAUAGAUGUAUCAAUCUUGUCCACUGCAUGUUUGAAAUGAAUGAUCAAUCAAUGCAAGAAGAGAUCCAGAAAUUCAUGUUGUCAUCAAAGAAGUCCAAACAACAGUUGUCUCCUGUGCAUUGUUCGGGAUUGGCCUACAUGCUUCUGAUGUCUGAGGAGGUGCUUAAAGACUUUGACAUGAAGCAGUACAACAUAUCGGCUGAAGGACGUAGGAGACUGCUACCUGCUUUUCGGUGCUUCAGGGAGGCAAGACUUGGAAACUAUGAAUUUGCAGCUACACUUCUUCAGUUACCAAACUCUCUGAUAACGCUGGACAUGAGCCGCAAUGACGUGGGGGAUUCUGGACUGGAGCUUUUCUGUAAAGGAUUGUACAGUCCCCACUGCAGACUGCAGAUAUUAAGACUUGGUGGCUGUAAACUCACCGAUGCAUCCUGCGAGAUUCUGGCCUUAGUUCUACAAUCAGCGAACACCCUCAUAGAGAUGGACCUUAGUGACAAUAACCUGGGGGAUUCUGGAGCUCUGUAUCUUGCUGAAGGAUUGUCUAGUCCCCACUGCAGACUGCAGACAUUAAGGCUCUCUGGUUGUCUCAUCUUGGAGAAGGGUUUCACAUGUUUGACUGCAGCUUGGAAUUCAAACCCUUCCCUGAAAGAACUGAAACUGGAAGUUUAAUAUGCUUGGUUGGAGGAUUAGCACUGAUUCUUUAACCAGUUGAAAUGUAAAAACCCACUGGUGGCUUGAGAUUCAAUUGCAUUCCUCGCCCUCAAAAUCAAUUACUGUAUUCAUUCUACAUAAAAUCAGAUUUCAGAUGUUUACAGAUUUACAUAAGUCAUAUUUACACCUCAUUGAAAAGUUUCUUUUUUUUCAUGAAACUGCUCAAACUCAAUCAUCCAUACUAUACAUAUAUAGUUGUAUAGUUGUAUAGGGGACUGUGCUACCUUUUCUUCACUACACUUCCCAGCGAACACCACGGCGCUCCGAGUCAUGCGGGGAGUGGCCUCUUGUUAAAUAGCCCAAGUUCAAGAUCAAUGGCGGGUGAGACUGUUCUGCAAUUACAGCGCGUGCAGAGAAGCAGAGCGAGAGAGAAGAAGAGGAAAAGUGUGCGCCAUGAAGAGAAGUUUCGCACAACCGUCGCACGUUUCCAGUUCCAUUCCUUGUGCCGGAUGAACGGAGUAAAAGUCAAGUUAUGAAGAGGAUUCUCGUGUGCUGUUCGGCAAGGUGAAACCCACGCGGACCUGGGCGACUCCGACAACGCUGGAGUCGUUGUUCUCGUGCACCUGUGUCGGCGUGCAGACCUGGAGGCAUCCUCAGAUCAUAUUCGCUGUCUGGACAAAUCCUGGAUCAGGGCGAACAGAACACUUGAACACAACGGACGGUAAACUUCAUCUUCGUGCACCUGGCUCUUCCUCCACUCUCAAACUCGUUGCUGCUCUUACAGCUCUCAUCCCAGCCAUCU